This is a messenger RNA of Lizanozyma spartinae, 1350 nucleotides long. It is a transcript of the gene STE24, whose product is annotated as zinc metalloprotease. Gene Ontology annotation, molecular function: metalloendopeptidase activity. Bases 1 to 1350 code for a protein of 449 amino acids. Gene Ontology annotation, cellular component: endoplasmic reticulum membrane. Gene Ontology annotation, biological process: CAAX-box protein processing. The record is from RefSeq and is a predicted model, not a curated record. NCBI's taxonomy places the organism in Eukaryota, Fungi, Ascomycota, Pichiomycetes, Serinales, Debaryomycetaceae. The transcript has 2 exons.
AUGUUGUCUCUCUCAGAUACAUUGGCUUUACUUGAUUCCCCUACCAUCAAUUGGAAGUCCAUCAUUGUCGGACUUACCGUGGGGAAAUAUGCUUUUGAAUCUUACUUAUCAUAUCGUCAAUAUCAAGUACUUAAACGUACUCAACCACCCGCCACGUUAAAGUUAGAGAUCUCCAAAAAGACUUUUGAUAAGACUCAAGAUUACGGUAGAGCCAAGUCCAGAUUCGGGUUUAUCUCCGAGACCAUUAAUCUAGUGGAAAACUUGGUAUUUAUCAAAUACGAUUAUUUACCUAAAUUAUGGAAUGUCGCUGGGGUUUUAAUGUCCAGAAUGUCGUUCAUUUUACCUAAGGCCUUUUCCGGAGUUAUUACCCAUUCAGUGUUCUUUUUUGGAGUUAACACAAUCAUUGCUUCGUUACUAUCUAUACCUGUUUCCUACUAUCAAACCUUUGUGUUGGAAGAGAAAUAUGGCUUCAAUAAGUCUACUAAAAAGCUAUUCUUUACCGAUUUAAUUAAAGGUCAACUUUUAACUAUUGCCUUGGGCUCACCGGUUUUAGCUGGGUUCUUGAAAAUAUUGGAUUCCUUUGGAGAUUCAUUCAUUUUUUAUACCAUGAUGUUUAUCUUGGGGAUCCAAUUGUUGUUCAUGACCAUCUAUCCAACUGUUAUUCAACCAUUAUUCAAUAAGUUCACUCCCUUGGAAGAUGGAGAAUUGAAAUCGGCUAUUGAAGAUUUGGCUAGAAAGAAUAAAUUUCCCUGUACUGAGCUAUACGUUGUGGACGGGUCCAAAAGAUCGUCUCAUUCCAAUGCUUAUUUCACCGGGUUACCUUGGUCUAAGAAGAUUGUUAUUUUCGAUACUUUGAUUGAGCAUUCAACCACUGAAGAAAUAGUGGCUGUUUUAGGCCAUGAAAUCGGUCAUUGGAAAUUGAAUCAUAUUGCUCAAAUGUUGGUCUACACUCAAGCACAUUUAUUCAUUUUCUUUUCUCUUUUCAGAUCCUUCAUUCAUAAUAAGUCCUUAUAUGAAUCCUUUGGGUUCAAGGGAAUUUACCCUACAAUCAUUGGGUUCCAAUUAUUCAGUGAUAUCCAAGCACCUUUUGAUACUGUAUCUCAAUUUGCCAGUCACUUGUUAUCAAGAAAGAAUGAAUUUGAAGCUGAUGCCUUUGCAACUGAACAAGGUUAUGCUCCUGAUUUGGCUCGUUCCUUAAUCAAGUUAUCCACCGAAAACUUAUCAACAGUCGACGCUGAUUGGUUAUACGCUUCCUAUACUUAUAGUCAUCCGAUUUUGUCCGAACGGUUGAAUGCUUUAGGUUAUGUUUCCUCUGAAAAAGUUGGAAAGGAUGCUGAAAAGGAAGAUUAG